This is a messenger RNA of Trametes versicolor FP-101664 SS1, 744 nucleotides long. RefSeq lists its product as uncharacterized. The record is from RefSeq and is a predicted model, not a curated record. NCBI's taxonomy places the organism in Eukaryota, Fungi, Basidiomycota, Agaricomycetes, Polyporales, Polyporaceae. Bases 1 to 744 code for a protein of 247 amino acids. The transcript is spliced from 4 exons.
AUGCGAGUCGCGCUGAACCAAGGCAAACCGGCAGGCUACCUCGAGCCCGACACCGCCGACAAAGCCACCCGGAUCCUGUCAGGUCCCGGGAAGCGCACGACUCUACUCGAGCUGCCGCUGCACGAAGAAAACUUCACGGAUCGCAAGCUACGUAUUGAUGCGCAAUCAAUCGCGGCCAUGCAGGUGUCACCCCGGCCCAUCGUAUUGUAUCGCGAACAGGCCGCUCGCGUCGAGGAGCUGCGAGGCAAGGCCCACGCGAUCGUAGUCGCCGAUCCCGCCGUUCCACACUCCCGGAACCGGACUGCGAGGCGCGCUAGCUACUCGGGACCGCUGGGAGACGAGCGCUCCGGCACGUCGUUGCGAAGGUCUCCGCUCGGCGACCAUACUUGGUCGCGCACAUGCAUAGAUAUCGGCUCCGUGUACGCCGUGCGGGGUAUCCGGCACCAAGAGAGCGGGUAUGCGGUGCACCAAGCGCUGGCUGUUGCGGCGUUCUCCCGCAUCGCGAGGGUGACCACGGCGUACGGCGCCCAGGAGGCUCCCGCGUCUUCUGCUCUUCGCCUCCGUCCGGGUGUGGGCGGGUGGCAUCGGGCUCGGGGCGCCCGUGGUUGUGGGUCCUCGCCUCGUCCGCUCUGCGGUUCACGUCGCCCGUCGAGACAGCACUCCUCCACAUGCGAGUCUAUCCGCAAUUUCCAGCAUCUCAACGACGUCCUAAGACGCUCUUCGCCUCCGUCGGCGAGGGUCUAG